Sebastes umbrosus (honeycomb rockfish) is the source of this 786-nucleotide messenger RNA. It is a transcript of the gene mespaa, whose product is annotated as mesoderm posterior aa. Gene Ontology annotation, molecular function: DNA-binding transcription factor activity, RNA polymerase II-specific; protein dimerization activity; RNA polymerase II cis-regulatory region sequence-specific DNA binding. The coding region runs from base 1 to 786 and encodes 261 amino acids. The record is from RefSeq and is a predicted model, not a curated record. NCBI's taxonomy places the organism in Eukaryota, Metazoa, Chordata, Actinopteri, Perciformes, Sebastidae. Gene Ontology annotation, cellular component: nucleus. Gene Ontology annotation, biological process: mesoderm formation; somite rostral/caudal axis specification; heart morphogenesis. The transcript has 2 exons.
AUGGAGAUGUCCUACUGUUCUCCUCUCCAGCUCCAGGACAACGCUUUCCUGUUUGACUGCGAGUCCCUUGUGCUGGACAAGUCUUGCGGUCCUCUGGCCUACGAUCCAGCCUCGGACCCGGGUUACUUCAGCGCUGGCAGCAGCCUGUCCCCCACCUCUUCUGUGGACUCCUUCUGCUUCUCCCCCACCUCCCUCCAGGCUGCCGGGAACGAACAAAACCCUUUGGACUGUUUUGUCUUCAAAAGCCCGGCAGUGCCUCGUCUUACCCACGAGACACAGCCUCUGCCCAGCAGCAGAUCCUCCACAACCACCUCCUCCACCACCACCACAAAGAAAUCCAGAUCCAGGUAUCCGGGGAUGAAGCGCUCGACAGCCAGCGAGAGAGAGAAGCUGAGGAUGAGGGAUCUGACCAAGGCCCUGCAACACGUCAGGACAUACCUGCCACCCUCGGUGGUGCCAGCCGGACAGACCCUGACUAAGAUCGAGACGCUGCGCCUCACCAUCCGUUACAUCUCCUACCUGUCGGCCCAGCUGGGCCUCAGCGAGGAGGUGCUGGAGCAGAGAUCCUCAGAGUUUGUGGGGCAGCCCCAAAACCUCAGCCAGUUCCUGGGUCAGCCGACAGCCAGCUACAUCCCACAAGAAUCAAACUGUAACACCACGAGCACGGCCCAGCUGGCCUCUCUGCAGCCCUCAUAUCAGGUCUCAAGUGGAGUUUGCUUCACCAGUGAGCAGUACUGGAUGCCACAGCAGCAACUUCAAAACGCCGCCUUCUCUGGACAGUGCUGA